AUGCUACUCGAGGCGUUCUCUGAAUACGACCUCAUCCUGUCCCACAGGUCCGUAUGUCGACUUCAGCUAGGCGAUCCGACCAAGAGGGAUCCCAAGCUUCCAGAAACUGUCGAAGAGCGUCGCGACAGAAUCCUGAAGAGUUUAGGCUUCCCCACCGCCGUUGAACUCGGCCAUACUCUCGUAGCCUGGGCAGAGUGGCACGAAUGGGCCAUCGCGACGAUGACGAAGGCCGUCGUGAUGCUCGAAGGCGGCCCCGACACGCUUCGCCUCCACACGAAGAACUCCAGGUUCAUCACUUGCGUCGUCUCCCCCCUCCACGACACUGAGGUCGGGGCCAAUCCUGGAAAUGCGUUCCAUAUUCACUCCGUCUCCGUCAACAACGCCUCGGACUUCGACACUGGGUCCCCUGCACCGAAGAAGACGUGGGCGAACGGGGAGGAUGGGCGCUUGAUGGACAUGGGCAAAUGGCUACGCUCGAGUACCAAUCCGUCAUUCGCAGGUCUUGUCUCGGUCGUGUACCACAUCCAAGACACUGGCAUGGCCUUCACCCACGUUGCACCCGUCUAUCACUCGCGCGCGGCUCAACCAUUGAGCGACCUGAACGCGAAGGUCUGCCGGGAUGUCGUCGGGAUGAUCAAGGGUACCACGAACGCGGGGUCCAUCCUGCGUGUCGAGAAGGACGACGGCGUCGUUCCUAUUCCGGGGGUUCUGCGGCGCAAGAAGAAAGACUGGCAGUGGCGCUCGAUAUUCGGCGCCGGGUGCCUGCUGGCCUCAUGGGACCACAUGGGGGCCCUCAUGCCACCGUCUACCACCAAGUCAGGACUCAAGCCACAAGCUCUAUUCGAGAAAUUUGCCACUCUGUAA
This is a messenger RNA of Epithele typhae, 864 nucleotides long. RefSeq lists its product as uncharacterized. The transcript has a single exon. The record is from RefSeq and is a predicted model, not a curated record. The coding region runs from base 1 to 864 and encodes 287 amino acids. NCBI's taxonomy places the organism in Eukaryota, Fungi, Basidiomycota, Agaricomycetes, Polyporales, Epitheliaceae.